AUGGCGUCCUUAUUCUUCUCUACACCGGUCGACAUCGACGUCGUGCUCGAGGAUAGCGAUGAGCGGCAGACGGUCGAUGUCAAGCUCGACAAGGGACGCCGGGAGAAGGCCCCUCUGUACAUGGAUGGCGAGUCGGUCAGAGGUGCUGUGACCGUACGACCAAAGGAUGGGAAGCGUCUAGAGCAUACGGGAAUCAAGGUGCAGUUCAUUGGGUCGAUCGAAAUGUUCUUUGAUCGCGGUAAUCACUACGAAUUCUUGUCUCUGGUUCAAGAACUCGCUGCUCCGGGCGAGCUCCAGCACCCGCAGACGUUCCCCUUCAACUUCAAGAAUGUCGAGAAGCAAUACGAGUCUUAUAAUGGCAUCAAUGUCAAGCUACGCUACUUUGUCCGGGUGACGGUUUCGCGGCGCAUGGCGGACGUCAUCCGUGAGAAGGACAUCUGGGUCUACUCCUACCGCAUGCCACCGGAGAACAACACCCCUAUCAAGAUGGACGUCGGUAUCGAAGACUGCCUGCAUAUCGAGUUCGAGUACUCCAAGUCCAAAUAUCAUCUCAAAGACGUGAUUGUCGGGAGGAUAUAUUUCUUGCUGGUGCGGUUGAAGAUCAAACAUAUGGAAUUGUCUAUCAUUCGAAGAGAGACGACGGGCACGCCGCCCAAUCAAUAUAACGAGAGCGAGACUCUGGUGCGGUUUGAGAUCAUGGAUGGUUCUCCAUCACGAGGUGAAACAAUUCCAAUCCGGCUGUUCCUUGGUGGAUUCGACCUCACCCCGACAUUCCGUGACGUGAACAAGAAGUACUCUACUCGGUAUUAUCUGAGCUUGGUUUUGAUAGAUGAAGAUGCUCGUCGCUACUUCAAACAGAGCGAGAUCACCUUAUACCGUCAAGCCCCUGAGAUCGCGACCACCCCACAGGUGGCUCAACAACAGCAGAUCCAGCAGGCUCAUAUGCAACAGCAGGCGCAACAGCCGCCACUACCUGGGGCAGCCACAGCAGGUCCUGGAAGAGAUUCAAACAACCAGCCUCGCGCAGUAGCCGCAUAG
This is a messenger RNA of Paecilomyces variotii, 1038 nucleotides long. RefSeq names its product putative vacuolar protein sorting-associated protein 26. Bases 1 to 1038 code for a protein of 345 amino acids. NCBI's taxonomy places the organism in Eukaryota, Fungi, Ascomycota, Eurotiomycetes, Eurotiales, Thermoascaceae. Gene Ontology annotation, biological process: retrograde transport, endosome to Golgi; intracellular protein transport. The record is from RefSeq and is a predicted model, not a curated record. Gene Ontology annotation, cellular component: endosome; retromer complex. The transcript is spliced from 5 exons.